Molecule: messenger RNA, 1419 nt
Organism: Pteronotus mesoamericanus
Lineage: Eukaryota; Metazoa; Chordata; Mammalia; Chiroptera; Mormoopidae
Gene: FBXW12
Product: F-box and WD repeat domain containing 12
Exons: 11
Coding region: 1-1419 (472 amino acids)
Cellular component (GO): cytoplasm
Molecular function (GO): protein binding
Source: RefSeq, a predicted model, not a curated record
AUGGAGCUCCAGUUGCCUGAAAUACCGUUGUUGAGAAUCUUCUCCUUCCUGGAUGCAUUCAGCUUGCUACAGGUUUGCCAAGUGAACAAGUACUGGAAUAAGGUUGCAGAGAACGAUCACCUGUGGAGAAACCUGUGUCUGAGGAAAUGGAGCUUCCCCUGCCUCUCCAAUUUGUGCCCACAUGUGCCAACAUGGAAGCAGUUCUUCCUCAGCCAAACGAGGCAUGAGCGCCGGAUGGCAUUGGCAGAGCCUGAGGACUUUGUCUACAAGGAAGGAACUGGCAACCUUGGGAUCUUGGGACAUAUGGCUUAUCUCUCAGAAAGUUGUCAACCAAUGGGUGGACAAGAGAAGUCACUCCUUUGCACAGUGUCUUCAAAGCGCAUGCUCUAUGUCUGGGAUGUGCAGGAGGGCACCAUGAUCUGGUCAAGCCCAGUCCAGCGAUGCAGCAUCAAGUUCCUGGUGACCCUGCCGCAGCUGCGCCUCGCAUUCACUGUGGACGUGGAGGAAACUGUCAAAGUGUGGAACUGUCAGUAUCAGGACGCGCUGGCUACACUCACCAUGCCCCGGACCAGUUUUUCCCUGGAAGCCUUGCUCACAAAGGAUGGUCCGUUCCUGCUGGUAGGCGAUUCUGAAGGCGACAUCUACAUGCUGACAGUGCCCGAGUUAAGGAGUAUUUCUGUAGUUAAUGCAUUUAACCACAGUGUUGACCUUCUACAUUCCUCUCCGGACACGAAAUGGAUCUUGGCCGCCGGGAUGCACCAGCGCAUCCUGCCACAGGUAUUUCCGGCAGAGUGCUUACUGAGGCCGGCAGCAGGCAGAGCCCCCCUGUUGGUGUCUCUCCCGGUCUCGGGGUGCUGCGCAGCCUGCUGGGCCCCGAGCAGAGCGGACAGGGUAAUGCUCAUGUUCCGAAGGGCCCCUUUCAAAAAGACGGGGUUUACCACCUUCGAUGUAACAACGGAGAGGAUCGGGGACACGGCUGUCAUCCAAGCCCAUCAGGUUGCAAGCUUCAUGUUGCCAGUUCACAUGGAGAGUCCUGUUCGGAUGGGAGUCAGCGGUGGAGACGUGAUUGUCUUUGACAGUGGGCCGCAGCUGGUCCUCUUCACCAUCUCCGGCCUCCUGCUGCAGCGGUUUCACGACCACCAGUUGACCAUCUGUCACUUGUGGGUGGGUUCUCAGUAUGUCCUCACCACGUCCAUGGAUAACUACCUGCAUUUGUACAUGUGGGAAGAGAAGGGCCAUCAUCCGUACCUCAAGAGCUGUUGUUACCUGGAACACAGAAGGGGCGAUCAGAGGCCAAGCUGCUAUGUCUCCAAAGCCAUAUGUGAUAAAGCGAGCAUAGUGUGUGCGGUGUCGAGAAGCCGUGAAUCCAGUGUUCUGUUAAAGGUAAUAGGUGGCGGUGGAGUCCAAGGUAGAAGAUGA